ACCUUAGCUUGCCAACCAUCCCUCCACCUCACCUCCAACUGCAUUGCACGUGCAUGAGCAGCUGUCUCACAAGCAAAUCGUGGCUUUCAGUCAAGUCGGAGUCGCCAGCGGCCUCAGUCGACCAUGAAGUGAAGUCGCCGUCCUCAGCUGUCGCACCGCCAUUUCGAGCUCCGACACCUUGCUAUCAGUGCGGGCAGCUAUCCAACGCAACGGCGACACCCAAUACACGCCUUGCGCAAAGACAAACACAGCGCCGACCGAACCUCACUCCUCCACUCACUCCACGCAAACGGUCCCUUUCGCCAAGAAGUCUACUCCAACCACCUCCGUCUCCACAACCCGCGCAAGCAACGUUCUCCAUCCUAGCUUGAGACAAUGGCGGAAAUUACACUUGGCCCCCCGGCCAUGCCUACUGGGAAGAAGAGGAUUGCAGUCAUGACCUCGGGAGGCGAUUCGCCUGGCAUGAGUGGCGCCGUCAGAGCUGUUGUCCGGCAGACCAUCGCCUCAGGCUGCACCUCCUUUGCGAUUUACGAAGGCUACCAAGGGCUCGUGGACGGCGGCGACAUGAUCAAAGAGAUGAGCUGGGAGGAUGUCAGAGGGUGGCUGUCGGAAGGUGGCACCCUGAUCGGCACCGCCAGAUGCGCGGCGUUUAGGGAACGCUGGGGGAGGCUGAAGGCUGCAGACAACAUGGUCGAGAAAGGCAUUGACGCGCUGGUCAUAUGUGGCGGUGACGGCUCUUUGACCGGCGCGGAUAAAUUUCGGGAAGAAUGGCCGGGCCUCAUGAAUGAGCUCGUGACCAGUGGCCGCCGGAAGCCCGAAGAAGUGCUCCCGUAUCGACACCUCAAUAUCGUCGGCCUGGUCGGGUCAAUAGACAACGAUCUCAGCAGCACAGACGCCACGAUCGGAUGCUAUAGCUCGCUACAACGGAUUUGUCAGUCCAUCGACUUUAUCGAUGCCACCGCUUUUUCCCAUCAGCGCGCUUUCGUCGUCGAAGUCAUGGGCAGACAUUGCGGCUGGCUCGCGCUCAUGGCCGGCGUCAGCUGUGGCGCAGACUUCAUCUUCAUCCCGGAGAACCCACCCUCGGAGAACUGGGAAGAGGAGAUGUGCUCAAUUAUACGCAGGCAUCGGGAGAUGGGCAAGCGAAAGACCAUUGUCAUCGUGGCGGAAGGGGCGCACGACAGGCAGCUCAACCACAUCAAGCCGGAUAUGGUCAAGGAUCUCCUUUCCAACCGGAUUGGGUUGGAUACCCGAGUUACAACGCUCGGCCACGUCCAACGAGGCGGCCCGCCCUGCGCGUACGACCGAAUGCUCUCCACUCUGCAGGGUGUCGAGGCGGUCAAGGCCGUGCUCGAGGCCACCCCUGACACCCCCUCGCCCGUCAUCUGCAUCGUCGAGAACAAGAUUGUGCGACGCGAUCUCGUCAAGGCGGUCGAGCUCACGCAAAACGUGGCGAGAAUGAUUGAGGCAAAACGGUUCGAGGAGGCAAUGAAAGGCAGAGAUGCCGAGUUCGAGGAGUACUGGCACGCUUUCAACAUCACCACCGCUACGGACAAGUCUGACAUGCUCCUGCCGCCCGAGCAACGAAUGCGUGUCGGCAUCAUCCACGUUGGAGCGCCGGCUGGGGGUAUGAACGCUGCAACGAGAGCAGCAGUGGCUUAUUGCCUCACCAAAGGUCACACUCCCGUCGCUUUGCACAACGGCUUCCCCGGUCUCUGCAGACAUCACGAUGACAAGCCUCUCGGAUCUGUACGUGAAGUGAAGUGGCUGGAUGCAGAGCAAUGGGCGUCCAGAGGCGGUUCGGAGAUUGGCACCAACCGCGGACUGCCUUCUGAAGACAUCAAGACGACUGCCUACUGCUUCGAGAAAUACAAAAUCGAUGCCUUAUUUGUGGUGGGUGGAUUCGAAGCUUUCACAGCCGUCUCGGAGUUGCGAAGGGCUAGAGUGCAGUUUGAUGCAUUCAAGAUCCCCAUGGUCAUACUUCCAGCCACAGUCUCCAACAACGUCCCCGGCACUGAAUUCUCCAUUGGCUCCGACACCUGCCUCAACGCCCUCAUCGACUACUGCGAUGCUAUACGACAAUCAGCAUCGGCAUCGCGAAGGCGUGUCUUCGUCGUCGAAACGCAGGGCGGUGCGUCAGGCUAUAUCGCCACAAUCGCCGGGCUCUCCAUCGGCGCUUUGGCAGUGUAUACCCCUGAAGAGGGCAUCCAUCUGAACAUGCUCGUGGAAGACAUCAAGUUCCUCAAGGACCAGUUCGCCAAGGAUGUCGGCCACGCACGGAGCGGCAAGAUUAUCCUUCGGAACGAAAAGGCGAGCAAAACGUACACCACCGAGUUCAUCGCCAACAUCAUCAAGGAGGAGAGCGGGGGAAAGUUUGAUGCUCGUUUCGCCGUGCCUGGACACGUGCAGCAAGGCGGGACUCCCAGUCCUAUGGAUCGUGUGAGAGCCGUCCGAUUCGGCGUCAAGAGCUUGCAGUAUCUGGAGAGCUAUGCGGGCAAGUCUCGUCAAGAAAUCGCGGACGAUCCCAUGUCAGCGGCCGUCAUUGGCAUUCGGGGCGCGCGUGUCAAGUUCAGUGCGAUGGAGAAGAUCGAGACGCAGGAGACGGACUGGAAAGACCGGCGGCCCAAUGACGAGUUCUGGUUGAAUCUGGUCGAUAUUGUUGAUACACUGAGCGGACGACCGAAAGCGUACAGGACGCCGAUACCUGGGUCUCCCGGCCAUGCUGCGGACAUCGUGGACCACACUCCAGCACCCGGGAGCCCGAAUAUUGGCCCUGCGACUGGUAACAAGGGUGGGAAUGCGAACGGAUCGUUCUUGCCCAUACCGAACGGGCUUUGAGGCGCAGGCGUUCAGCGAGGUGCGGCGUUGUAGGGUAUGGUAGACAGGGGGACUCCCUGCUCGUUAGAGUCGGUGUCACGGGCGUAGGGUGAUGGAGCGCAUGG
Molecule: messenger RNA, 2939 nt
Organism: Neohortaea acidophila
Lineage: Eukaryota; Fungi; Ascomycota; Dothideomycetes; Mycosphaerellales; Teratosphaeriaceae
Product: 6-phosphofructokinase
Exons: 1
Coding region: 376-2835 (819 amino acids)
Biological process (GO): canonical glycolysis; fructose 6-phosphate metabolic process; fructose 1,6-bisphosphate metabolic process
Cellular component (GO): mitochondrion; 6-phosphofructokinase complex; cytoplasm
Molecular function (GO): ATP binding; monosaccharide binding; fructose-6-phosphate binding
Source: RefSeq, a predicted model, not a curated record